GACCUCGAGGAUCGAACCCCGGCCGCCUGCGUGGAAGGCUGAAGUGUUAACCACUCGACCAAUCCGCCAAUAUUAGGUGUUCCAUCCAAAUGACGACACCAGUGUUGUGUAUUUUCCCAAAACUAUUGGUACCUAUAGAACGACACUGCGUGGUUGGGGACUUAAUGACUGUGGAUAUCCACUAAGCGAUCCAGUGUGAUACAGUUGAUUGAUUGGACCAUCGUGCCUGCAGUUCUGGAAAAAAAAUACUGACAGUAUGCGGCCUCAAUUUCCCAGGGGACUUUCACGCAGGGGGAAGAACCGGAAGUGGACAAAGUGUUUACAUAUCAAACCCCGAAAAAAACACGGGGACUAUACAGAGGAAGACUCUUGACAAAGUUUGAAGUGACGCCAUCAACAUGCAGUAGCUCCUGAAAGAUGUACCCAGUGUUAAUGGUCUUGGAUGGGCUUCAGGACAGUGUUUUCCAAGUGACUUCUAUGCUCAAUGGUCAACUAUCACAAUUCCUCAGUCUGUGACAAAUUAAAACAUUUUGAAAAUUUGCGCGGAGGAAUACAAUGAACCUUAAAACUACGUAGAAAAACAAUAUUUUUAAAACAAUCAUAUCGUCAUUGGCUAUUCCAUAUUAACAUUUACGCUUGAAAUGGUGUUAUUAUCAUCACAAUAACUUUUCCGUUACUUUAUAUUGAUUUGCUUAUAAAAGAAUAUAUUCUUACGUGGAUCAGUUUUGUGUGGAUAUCACUUCCGGUGUAAGACGUCACCUGACGCGAGAAAAUAAGUUCCCAAAAGCCGGGAAAUGGGGAAAAUUCUUUCUCAAGUUUUACUCAAGUUGUUCUCAACUUCACCUGGGGUAUUCUCAUACUGAUAACCCAUGAUAAUGAUGUUAUCAUGCUACCGGUAGGUGGUAUUAAGUAGCAUAUAGGUGUUAAAACAUAAUACCAAUUGCCACAUAGCUGGUGGGCUAAUAUCAUUUGUAGCCGGGGUAUUUCUGUUAUUUUUUACCAGAUUUAUUUAAAGUUAUGGUGAUAUCUGGCACAGUAAGAAUAUUAAUUAAUUUUGACCAAAACCGGCCAUAUAGCUCAAUCGAUAUACCUAGCAAAUGACGGAACCACGCCGAGAUCCUUGUUGUUGACACUAUUUGUAGGACAGCUGGAUACAACUCUACAUCUAUGCAAGCAUUUUUAUGAAGACAAAAUUAAAAAAAAAUACUUACGAUCUACUCUCAAAAUCAACAGUGUUCUGUCUAAACCCUCGUAACAAGAUAAAGAUAAAGAUGUAUCCAUACCGAUCACUUAUUUUUAGUUAUCUUGUACUUUCUCCUGUUACGAUAGCAUAAGCUGCUGGGUUGCACGAGUUUUAAUAUCUCAAUAUUUCGAAUUAGUAACACAGAAUUGCGAGAUAACUACUAUAAAUUUGGAUUUAAUAACUCAAAUUUCAAGAUAAUAAUCCUCUUAACCAGAAAUUGUUUUAUCUGGAUCUGUAUUUGUGUAAACCGGCAAAAGUAAUUGGUAUAAGAUUAACUCCGAACUCUGUUUUUCUGUCAUCUGGCAUUGUUUUCCGGUCCAAUACCUUCUUAACAUUAAUAAAUAUGCGCUUUGUGAACUGGCAUCACAACACGUUCUGGUCUAAUUUCAUACGUUUAACUAGACAGGAAAAUAAACAGUUGACCAGUCAUUUUCGACUUUCCUAGCUACAAAAAUGUAUAACAAUACAUUACAUGUAUUUUAUAUUUUUAUUUACUGUUCAUAUCAAUGGCGAUAAUUAAGAUAAUAAUGGAUCUCUUCUGAAUAUCACCUUCAUAAUGUUAGUAAAAUUUUAAAAUAAGCAUGUGUUUCAUUGAUUCACAUUUAUGAGAGAUUGUAUUUUGAAAUGAAUCUAAUAUGUCCAUAUCGAUAUUUGUUUCGAUAAAUUCCAUUAUACACUCUUACUCUGAUAAGUUCAGAGAAUCCAACGACCAGUGAAAAAGGUUUGAUUUGUUGAAUUUCAUUCGCAAUUAAGCAUCAGGAGCUGCAAGGCAGACGUGUAAACCAAACAUCCGUAUCGUUUGUUAGAAAUAAUAGUUGACGAGAUAAACUGUUUAAUUUUUUUCUAGGUAUUAUUGGCGGACAGUGUGUAAAUAAGUAUGGCGUCAGAAAGGUUGGAAUGUUUGGUGGACUGCUGGCUUUUCUUGGACUUGCCUCUUCAUUCUUUGCCACAGGUAUCCGUUACCUGAUCGUCUCCAUCGGUGUAGUUGCAGGAUUCGGCUUUUCCUUAACCUUUCUCUCUUGUUUAACAUCUGUUGGUGAAUACUUCGACGGAAAAGUAAAACUGGUUGCAAUAUCAAUUAUCGGUACCGGAGCUGGAUGCGGUGGAAUGCUAUUUCCUUUCCUGAUGGACUAUCUGAUAGACAUGUAUGGAUGGCGUGGAUGUGUUCUAAUUGUGGGCGGACUCAUGGGGAACAUGAUUUGCUUCUUUGCGGUUUGUAAGCCUAAUUCGGUUGGUGUGUCACGACCUAAGCCUGAAACCUGUUGUUCGCAAGAUCCUGACAAGACGCAACUAUCAUCGGUUCAUCAACAUUUACAUCAGGACACCGAUAUAUCCAACUCUAGUGACAUCGACCUACCCAAGGAACAAUAUACAUGCACUGAAAAAUUAAAUACAUUGAAGAAAAACGUCAUUUUUAUCAUCUUCGUUCUUGGAAUUGCUUUGACACUUUCCUCGUUUGGUGCAGCAUUGAUAUAUAUGUUGGAAUUCCUUCAGACAAAGGGGUUUGAGGAACAAGAAGCGCUUUUAUUCUAUUUCUAUAUGAAUACAUCAGCUAUGUUAUGUAGGGUGCUACCUGGGUUGUGUAUACUCGUACCAUUUAUAGAUGGUCUUGUCGUAUCCGCUUUCUUUACAAGUCUGAGUUGUUUAACAGGCGUGGGUCUACUUAUAGCAACUACAUACUGCCAUCAUGUGAUUCUGAUGUGCGUCUUUGGGAUUGCUCUUGGAUGUUGUAACACAGUCCUAUCAAUGACUACGAUGGAACUUGUGGGACUUGAUAACUAUGCCAUCGGGAUUGGAAUAGUGAUGCCUGUUAUUGGUGUGAGCAGCAUCGUUGCUGGAGCCGUUUCAGGUUGGCUAGUAGACGUAACAGGAUCAUAUCACACAUCAUACUAUAGUCUGUCAGCUACUCAUGGCGUUGCUGUCUUUCUGUUCAUCCUGGCUAUUGCAGUACGGAAAUGUUGCCGAAGUCAGACCCCCUAUUUGGAUGAGAGAACAGUGUUUGCAUAAGAAAACUGGAUAUGAUAUAUGAUAAAUUGUCAAGUAACCGCUUGGAGCCCAACUGUAGUACUACAGUACCAUGUAUUGUGUCACCUUUGCAGGUUGUCACUUUAAUGUGACAGGAUGUGUAGCCAAAUUCUUUUUCGGGGUUGCAAACAACCGAAGUUUUUUUUUUUUUUUUUUUAUAUAAAAUUAAGAUAAACUCCUCUACUGGCAAGGAGUUAGAUAGGAUGAGAAAGGGCUAUUCUGAGCCUCUUUGGCAUUUUACUGACAAUCUAUGGUUAGAUUUGGGAAGGUAACACACUCUCUUACCAUUAUAUGGCAUGAAAACACGAUUUAUCUGAAAUGAAAAACUGUUUUGAGAUUAA
This is a messenger RNA of Mizuhopecten yessoensis (Yesso scallop), 3609 nucleotides long. Its product is annotated as monocarboxylate transporter 12-like. Bases 2141 to 3250 code for a protein of 369 amino acids. The transcript is spliced from 6 exons. The record is from RefSeq and is a predicted model, not a curated record. Lineage: Eukaryota; Metazoa; Mollusca; Bivalvia; Pectinida; Pectinidae. Gene Ontology annotation, molecular function: monocarboxylic acid transmembrane transporter activity. Gene Ontology annotation, biological process: transmembrane transport.